This is a messenger RNA of Branchiostoma floridae (Florida lancelet), 1764 nucleotides long. RefSeq lists its product as uncharacterized. The record is from RefSeq and is a predicted model, not a curated record. Bases 11 to 1282 code for a protein of 423 amino acids. The transcript has 7 exons. NCBI's taxonomy places the organism in Eukaryota, Metazoa, Chordata, Leptocardii, Amphioxiformes, Branchiostomatidae.
CCGAAUCCUCAUGGCGCUGGAUAUAAAGCUACUGACAGUGGUGUUGACAGUGACGUCACCUCUGGUGUACUCGGCGAGAGCUCAGCGCUCUGCACGAAGCGAAAGUCCGUACAUCAGCCUGGGUUGCUGGAAGGACGGAGCCAACCGCGCCAUUCCGACGCUCGAAGGGUCAGAUCCACGUUUAGAUGGCAGCUACAGGGCACGAGCCAACGCCAUAGAGAAGUGUUACCAGGUAGCACGUUCUCGUGGUUUCCCCAUGUUUGCUGUACAGCAUGGCGGCUGGUGUGCUGGGUCUGCUGAUGGGCUCAACACCUACAACAAGUACGGACCUUCCACAACCUGUGCAGCGGACGGCGAAGGCGGAUUUUGGGGGAAUGAGGUCUACAAGAUUACAGCCCCUACAGAGUAUGACAAACUUCAGUCGGAAGUAGAAGCGUUGGCACGAGACCUCCCCCUGACUCUGCAAGAGCUGGGGCUAACCAGUGUCGUACAAGAUGUGCAGGAGCUGAAAACUGACGAAUACCAAGGAUGUUACCAGGAUUCCUAUCGUCACAAGUUUCCAAGAAAGGUGUUGACGCAUAGUUGGAUGACUAUUGAGAGGUGCACAGGUGCAUGCAGGGAUGCCGACUUUAACUAUGCCGCCGUUGAGCGCUCCCGUCGAAGCUGGUACUUCCACGACUGUCACUGUGGGACAGAAGAGGACUUCAACGACCUGGGUGAGAGGGUGUGUGACGGUGAAUGUAACAGCCGUUGCCGUGGCAACUCACGACAAAAGUGCGGUGGUUGGUACAAGAUGUCCGUGUACAAGAUUGACGCAGUUCCAAGUUGUGAGAGCGGGCCUCGGCGAGUCAGUCCUCACUGGUACCAAACCAGCACCACCACCACCCUGCAGUACAGGGGGGGCGAGGACACGAGACCCUUCGCCUUUGCAACUCCCACUCUGGGUGGAGAUAGAACGAUCCCAGUCCAAAGCACACUGGUGAAUCUGGAAGAGGACAUUGAGGGCUUCCCGAACCGCUACCCCGCUACAACUGCAGAGGGCAUGCCUGACCUGGUGUCUGACUACAGAGCUCUGCUAGCCUCGUUUCAGGCCCCUGGACUGGAGCUGACACCAGGGACUAACACCACACUGAAGCUGGACCAACACUUCACCAUUAAGUCCUACCCCUGUAGUCUUGAAUACAGCCCUACUGAAGGGCGUGGAAAAAGAGCAGUGACCACAAAUAUUAAAGUCGUCAGUUACAGACCUUUUAAAGUGAUGAUACAAAUUUGCAUUUACUAACUUUCAUGUAUCAGUUUGGAACAAGGCAUUUCUAUUACAAUUCUUGUAUCUAGGAUGAGAUCUCUUUUGUUAGCUUGGUGUCGCAAAAUAAUUGUUCACAUUCAAAGUUACUACAUUUUUUUAAUUUCAGCUUAAUAGCGUAACUUUAUAGCCUAUGAUGAUAAGAGCAAAGUUAGACUAAAUUAAUGUCAUUCGUAAACAGUAGAAAUGCAAUGUUAUCGCUGAACUACAUUUGUACUACAUGUACUUUACUUAAGAGAAACCUUUUGAAUUGUUCAUAAAAGCAAGGAUUUCAUUUUCAGUUCAUGUUUCAUCGAGAAUACUCAAUGCUUGAAAAUAGGUCUGCACCGCAUUUGAUAAAAAGAGCAAUAAAAAUGCACUGACAUAGCACGCUAGCAAUAAAUGAAGUUGUAUAACGUUAUAAACACUUUUGAUAAUAAAUGUUUCUGGAAGUAACAAAAUAUCGCCGACUUCAAUAAAUA